CUUUUCCUCUCCCGGCGGAAGUUAUGACGCAGUUACCGGAAGUCCUGGAGAGGUGGGGCGGGGCCUGUGCGGCGGCGCCGUGGGAUGGAUAUGGCGACCGAGGGGGACGUGGAGCUGGAGUUGGAGACUGAGACCAGCGGUCCGGAGCGGCCUCCCGAGAAGCCACGGAAGCAUGACAGUGGUGCGGCGGACCUGGAGCGAGUCACCGACUAUGCGGAGGAGAAGGAGAUCCAGAGUUCCAAUUUGGAGACGGCCAUGUCUGUGAUUGGAGACAGACGGUCCCGAGAGCAGAAAGCCAAGCAGGAGCGGGAAAAGGAACUGGCAAAAGUCACCAUCAAGAAAGAAGAUCUGGAGCUGAUAAUGACAGAGAUGGAGAUCUCACGAGCAGCAGCAGAACGGAGCUUGAGGGAACACAUGGGCAACGUGGUAGAGGCUCUUAUUGCCUUAACCAAUUGAUUUGUGCUUUCGCAGACCUACCCACUGGAUUAACUUAUUUCAAUAAAGAUUUGUCCUUUU
Diceros bicornis minor is the source of this 516-nucleotide messenger RNA. It is a transcript of the gene HYPK, whose product is annotated as huntingtin interacting protein K. The record is from RefSeq and is a predicted model, not a curated record. NCBI's taxonomy places the organism in Eukaryota, Metazoa, Chordata, Mammalia, Perissodactyla, Rhinocerotidae. Gene Ontology annotation, biological process: negative regulation of apoptotic process; protein stabilization. The transcript is spliced from 4 exons. The coding region runs from base 85 to 456 and encodes 123 amino acids.